CCACUCUCUCCCGGCCAGCCUAGCCUGUUUACUCUCUCUGGGGGUUAACAUUUAACAUUUAUACCGGAGCACCACAGCUGACUACAUCAUCAGAGAUUGUGGACAGCAACCUUCCCAAGUUACUUGGCACUUUGGCUGGCAAACCUUUGAAGUGAAUUGUAAGAUGGGACCUCGGACAGCUGGUAAGGGCAACUUUUAUUGCGCGAGUCACUCCAUCUAAGGAAAGAAAGAUGGUGUCCAGGGGGCAAGAUAACAGUUUUAGUAGUGGCAACAGCGGGUAUUGUAACAGAGGUUCCAUGCUUACCCCUACCUCACCUGUGCUGUCAAACCCCAAAUCAGUGCUAAAGAGACAUGUAAGUCCAGAGGAGCUUCGGAGACCAAGAGGUUCAUACAUAAAGAGGACGUUUACAAUUGUGGGUGAUGCGGUGGGCUGGGGCUUCGUGGUCAGGGGGAGUAGACCAUGUCAUAUCCAGGCAGUGGACCCCAGUGGCCCUGCAGCAGCAGUAGGAGUGAAAGUGCGCCAGUUUGUGGUCUCUGUCAAUGGUCUGGACGUCCUGUCUCUGGACUACAAGACGGUCAGCAACCUCAUCCUCACUGGAUCGCGGACCGUGGUCAUGGAGGUUAUGGAGGAGUCUGAUUGCUGAGGAUGAGGUUGUAUUGUAUUCGGUUACAGUCAACUUAAGGCCUCAGUCACCCAUUGGCUCUUGGUGGUCGAAAGCUUAAGAGUAAGAAUGUGGACUGUAUUGGCCAAAAUAAAUCCAUAGAUACCUUAUGACCUUGAUAUGGAGCCAAAUGGACUUAGCUACAUGAUGGACUUGAGACGCGGGGUCACAGCAACAGAAACAUGACGAGCCCCACUGUGAAACCGUGUGUGCUUACAUCAUCAGUCUGAGACUCUGGCCAGUGUUCUGUGGUUAACAUGGAUACUGCUUGUGUUUUUUUUGCUCUCCCACAGUAGUUUAGACUUUUGACCUGUGCGUCUGCUGUUUGCUUUUCCACCCACUCCCUCGUUUGCUCCAAUGGAUGGUUCCUUCCUAGAAAGACAAGUACUUAGGGUGUUGUUGAUUAAGUGAGGUGGCACAUAUUGUCAACAACACCGCACUUUGUGACGUGGCAGAGGUGUUUUUGAGAGCAGUAGAAUUUCGAUGAUUUAGCUUUGCAUUUUGCUUGGAAUAUGUUUGGCAUUGAAUGCUAAAGUUUGGUAGCUGGAGUAACUUAAACCUUGUAUUCCUAUUGGACUGAACAUAGCACAAUACUGUCAAACUGCAGAUCACAUACUUUCUGGCAGCAUAAAAAGACUUGGAUGUCAUCUUGGUUUCUGAUUCCACUGCAAUAUUUUUUGGAAACCCACAAUACUGUUAAAAGUUCAAAUAAUCAAACAGUAGUAGCCAAUCAACAUGUUAAUCCUUUUUAUUUUAAUUUGAUUUUGAAACAACAAAUCCUUGUGUUAUGUUAAUGCACAUAGGUUAUAGCAGUGAUAUUGUGCAUUUUGUCAAAUAUGUCAAGGGUAAUGCAUGAUCACAUAGUCUAACACAAGGUAUAAAGGACCCAAAGCACAAAAGGAGUUGUACUUUCAUAUAGCCAUAUAGCCCGACCCUAUACAUUUGUUAUGGUCAACUGAUCUUUAAAGGGUAUUAGUGCAGACCAGGCCAGCAAAGAGUGUCUGAAUUUGUGUUAGUGUCUGAUCAGUGUAAAAAUAUUUCAAUUAGCCAAUGAAUUAAUAAAAAUAAAGUAAUUUAAUGGAAAAUGUUAGCAAA
Oncorhynchus masou masou (cherry salmon) is the source of this 1757-nucleotide messenger RNA. Its product is annotated as DEP domain-containing mTOR-interacting protein-like. NCBI's taxonomy places the organism in Eukaryota, Metazoa, Chordata, Actinopteri, Salmoniformes, Salmonidae. The record is from RefSeq and is a predicted model, not a curated record. The coding region runs from base 231 to 644 and encodes 137 amino acids. Gene Ontology annotation, biological process: negative regulation of TORC2 signaling; negative regulation of TORC1 signaling; negative regulation of protein kinase activity. The transcript has 5 exons. Gene Ontology annotation, molecular function: protein binding.